UUGCUCCAGUCAGAGGGAGUCCACCGCCAUAAGCAAGAACUAGAGGGCAAGAGAAGACAAAGCUUUUGCAUUUUGUUAGUGGAGGAGGAUUUAUUCAUCUGCAUAAGACUCACGGAAGAUGCGGACAGUUAGUGAGUGGCCUAAACUGCCUGCCCUUUUCCUCUUAUUUCUUGCUUUGGCCUCCCAAGAGAGCCAAGGAAGCCCCCGGGGCCAUCGAGAAGCUGGGGCGCAGGACGACAAAGAGAAGCUUAUCCAUCUCAUUCCAGCGCCCGCGGCUUCCAGUAGCGCCCAAGUCCCGCAGCAGCACAGGGCGGGUAGGGUGCGCUCCUCCAGCCAGAGGGAGCGCGUGGUGUAUGCCGCCACCUCCUCUUCCUCCCCUUCCUCCUCCGCCUCCUUCUCCGAACCCCCGAGGGACCGCGAGCGGGCACUGCUCUUUUCUGCCUCCUCCUCCUCUGAACCAGAUGGCUCCUGGCUCCUCAGCUCACCCAGGAUCUCAGAAAUACUUCCAAGGGAUUUGAACUUAAAGGAGAAGUUCAUAAAGCAUUUUACAGGACCAGUCACAUUUUCAGCUGAAUGUAGCAAACACUUCCAUCGACUGUAUCACAAUACUAGGGAUUGCACUAUACCGGCUUAUUACAAAAGAUGUGCAAGAUUGCUAACAAGGUUAGCACUGAGCCCGCUGUGUACACAGCCUUAGAAAAUCUGGCAUAUUGUCUCAGAAAAGAUGACCCUAAUUUGAAGAAAAAGUGCCUUGGAAUUGUAUAUGAUGUAAUGAAAAUGAAAGGCCUCAUUCCAUGAUUAAAUAGGGUUAAGACAGCAGGAAAUUUUGAAUUUAUUUGACUUGCAUUAAAGAAUGAAAAUUUUUAUCUCAUUUAAUCUUUGUAUACAUACCACACUGCUGUCAAUUAAAAUAGACCUUAACCUCCGCUUUCUAAAUGGAGUCUUCUAAAAAUUCCAGGCCAUCA
Molecule: messenger RNA, 965 nt
Organism: Dromiciops gliroides (monito del monte)
Lineage: Eukaryota; Metazoa; Chordata; Mammalia; Microbiotheria; Microbiotheriidae
Gene: ALKAL1
Product: ALK and LTK ligand 1
Exons: 6
Coding region: 119-697 (192 amino acids)
Biological process (GO): positive regulation of ERK5 cascade; positive regulation of ERK1 and ERK2 cascade
Molecular function (GO): receptor signaling protein tyrosine kinase activator activity; receptor tyrosine kinase binding
Source: RefSeq, a predicted model, not a curated record